GAGUAGUAGUAUAGACAGCGAUCUAUAGUUUUCUCUCGACUACGCAGGUGUUGGUGCACGGAGGCCGUCAAUCGCUCGAGCUGAGCUUGGCGCGAAGAUGGCGGCAGACUGCUGUGUGACACGUGGCAGACAGAGACUCGCUCACGUUAUUGUAGCAGGUGCUUUAAGUGUCGUCCUGCAGCUCCAACUUGCGUUUGCUCUUUACGGCGCGCAAAGCGAUGUCACUAUCCUCACGCCGUCGAACUUCAAAUCAACGGUGUUGAAUUCCAAUCAAGUUGUACUUGUAGAGUUCUUUGCACCUUGGUGCGGCCACUGCAAAGCUUUGGCCCCCACUUGGGAGAAAGCAGCAACUGCUCUGAAAGGAGUGGUGACUGUGGCAGCUGUUGAUUGCGAUCAACACAGAAAUAUCGCACAGGAAUAUGGGAUCCAGGGUUUUCCAACUAUCAAGGUUUUUGGGGCUGAUAAGAAGAAACCGUCAGAUUAUAUGGGCGCCCGGGAUGCCAAGGCCAUCGUCGAUCAUGCACUUCAGCAGGUGAAGGCAAUGGUAUCACAGAGGUUAACUGGCAAGGCUGGAAGUGGAGGUGGGAAGAAAGGGAAGAGCGCAUCUGUGGAACUGACAGACAGCAACUUCAAAGACUCGGUGCUGAAGAGCAAAGACAUCUGGCUUGUUGAGUUUUUUGCUCCUUGGUGUGGACACUGCAAGCGAUUGGAGCCUGAGUGGAAGACAGCUGCAUCAAAUCUCCAGAAUGUGGAGGGUGUCAAGCUUGGAGCCGUUGAUGCUACAGUUCACACGAGUUUGGCAUCAAUGUACAAAAUUCAGGGAUUCCCAACGAUUCUUCUUUUCGGUGCCGACAAGCAGAACCCUAUUCCGUAUGAGGGUCCUCGCACAGCUUCUGGGAUCGAGUCCUAUGUAAAGGAGCAGGCAGCGACAAAGGUUCCCCCGCCAGAAAUUGUGGAGCUUAUCAACCAGGUAAAUGCAGAUUAGUUUUUUCCUCAUCCGAUUCCAUCCGGAUAAAAGGGCCUUUACCCG
This is a messenger RNA of Chara braunii, 1030 nucleotides long. The record is from the annotation of a GenBank genome assembly. Lineage: Eukaryota; Viridiplantae; Streptophyta; Charophyceae; Charales; Characeae.